AUGGGAACCUGCGAUCAGAAAACUACCGAGAGUAUCCUGGACUACUUCUACAGUGAAGGGGGGAACUUCUUCGAUACCUCGAACAACUACCAGGCCGAGGAGUCCGAGCGGUGGAUCGGAGAAUGGAUGAAGAAGCGCGGCGUGCGCGAUCAAAUGGUCGUCGCUACCAAAUUCUCGACCAACUUUCACGCUGGUCGCGGUGACCAGGAAAUAAUUGUCAAUUUUAAUGGGAAUGGCACCAAGAGCCUGCACACCUCGCUCUAUGUGCACUGGUGGGAUUUUGCCACCUCGAUCCCUGAACUGAUGCAGUCACUCAACCACCUGGUCGCCGCCGCAAAAGUUCUCUUCCUCGGGGUGAGCGACACCCCGGCCUGGGUGGUGAGUAAAGCCAACGAGUACGCGCGCAACCAUGGGCUGCGUCCCUUCAGUGUCUAUCAGGGCCGGUGGAAUGCAGCGUUACGGGACUUUGAGCGGGAGAUCCUGCCCAUGCGUCGAGCGGAGGGCAUGGGGAUUGCCCCCUGGGGCGCCCUGGGGGGCGGCACCUUCGUGUCUGAAGCCCGGGAGAAGCGCGAGGGACGAGCAGUGGAACCCGGGGAGAACGAGCGACAGGUGUCGCGCGUGUUGGAGAAGUUGGCCCAGCGAAAGGGCACGCUUCUAACCAGCAUCGCCCUGGCCUAUGUGACCAGCAAAGCCCCCUAUGUUUUCCCCAUCGUUGGCGGGCGCACGAUCGAUCAUUUGCGCGGAAACAUCGAGGCACUCACCCUCAAGCUCUCGGAGGAGGAAGUUCGUGAGAUCGAGGCUGCUUUACCAUUCGACCUGGGGUUUCCCAUGAACUUCCUGUACGGAGGGAGCUCUGUGGUCGAGCACCCGGGGGCCGUCUGGAUUCUGCGGAUGGGAGGUGAGCUCGAACAUGUGCCAGAGCCGAAGCCAUUGUCCAAAGCAUGAUGAAGUUGGAUGGAAAUCCUGGAUUUCCCUCUGUACCCUCAGGUGUAGCACUUCUUUG
Messenger RNA from Aspergillus aculeatus ATCC 16872, 1003 nucleotides. RefSeq lists its product as uncharacterized. NCBI's taxonomy places the organism in Eukaryota, Fungi, Ascomycota, Eurotiomycetes, Eurotiales, Aspergillaceae. The transcript is spliced from 2 exons. The record is from RefSeq and is a predicted model, not a curated record. The coding region runs from base 1 to 945 and encodes 314 amino acids.